GAGACGCCCCGACGGUGAUGAAGCUCGAGAAACACAUGAUGGUGCAGUUCGGGUGGCAGAGGGGGCGGUACACAAACAAGAGCGCGGGCUGCGCGAUCAUGCUGAGACGACGGGUCUUUCGAGAGGCCCACGUUCAUGAAGUACUCGAGCCUCCUCGCGAGCUGGCGGGGCGGGGCGGAGCAGUUCGACUCAAGAGCCCGACCUUCGACAUAAUGGUGGUGGUGGCCUACUACCCGCCGCCGCAGAGGCACCAGAUCGACCACUGGAACACGACUUGCGCCAAGCUCACGGCGUGGCUACAUCGGACGAUACAGCGUGCCCGAGCGCGCUGCAUGAUAGUGGUGGGAGCUGAUACGAAUUCUGAGUUUGGGCGACGCAGUGGGCCCAGCGGCACCCCGACGACGACGCGCGACGACGUGCACGUCGGCCCGUUCGCGAACAGCUACGAGAACGGGGUCAGUGCCGCUCUGUGGCGCAUGAUGAGCAUGGAGGGCUUGGCUGCGAUCGACACCUUUUACGACACGGGGCCAACAUAUUUCGGGGCCGAGGCUCACAUCACCUCGCAUCCCGACCACCUGUGGGGACCGUGCGACGCUGUGCAGGCUCUUAACCUGCGAGGCGCCCCCGAGUUCAUCGCGGAGUUGGAGCGACGGUGCGAGAGUUCGGCGAGCGCAUGGCGAAGUUUUCUUAGAGCAGAGGACCCCUCACUUUCUUGGUUGCACUUGGUGGCGGACGUCACAGAGGCAGUGCGGACAGAAUUCCUGGAGACCAAGACGACGGGGCCGUCUGCUGCAUAUCGAGAAGAGCGUGAUCGACUUUUGGCAACGAGGCGUCAGCUCAGUGUUCACUUUCAGGAAGAAGAUCGACUUCGACUCCGUGCUUGCGAUCGCGAGAUCAAGCGUGCCCGCCGCAGGCUGGACAAAGAGAAUGUCGAGGCGCUGCUGAAGGAGGCGCAAGUGGCCUCAUAUCGAGUCCAUACCAGCACCGUAUGGAAGCUCGCCUUUCAGAUCGGGGCGCGCUAUCACGGGGUGCGGAGACGCCGGUUUAACCUGAUCCCAACUUACGCCCCGACGUUGCAAGAGUGGCAGGACACGCUGGAGUCCGACGCUAAGGAGGGGGGCUUCUCUGCUGUUCGCCUACGCGGACCAGGCAUUCCUCGCAGCGUGGCUUUGGCCUCGAGAGAGAUUGAUGACCCAGAUGGGGAGUGGAAGGAUCUGCGAGGGCGACCUGGAUCGGCCGCCUACGACGACUGGACGAACACGCUGCAGUGUCUUGAGAAGGCGGCCAGGCGCAGGUACUCCCCCCGGCACUCCGCCCCCAGCGAGGUGCGGCUCAUGGCGAUGAGGGCUGCUACUCGAGAAGCGCGAGGCGAACCAGCUGAUGAGGACCCUCUCGAGCGACGGCAGCGAGUUCAGGUCCCUUGUCCACGACUGGCUGAGCGCAUCUUUGAGAUUCUGAGGCAGAUUCGGAAUACGUGUCGCACUCCCUACCAGUGGCACUGGUCCAAAACGUUCCAGUUGAGCAAGGGCAAUGGCAAGAGAGGCACCAAGGCGAUGAGACUCAUACACUGCUACUGCCCGUUUGGCAAGGCUUGGUACAGAGGCAUUUUUGUUCGACAUGAGCGCCCACGACUUCCAUUACGCGCACAUGGAUAUGCAGCGCGCAGGUCGAGGCAGAUCGCGCAGUUGGUUGCUAAACUUCACUCUUGGAGAUUACGAAAGAAGCUCGUCUCCCACUUGCAGAUCAAAAAAGACAUGAGCAACGCGUUCCCUUCGACAGAUCACGACAUGCUGGAGCAGGUGAUUGGGGAAGUGAUUCCCGACAUGCAUGACCAACUCUUCUUGCAGCAGAGGCAUCGUGAGGCGGUCAUCGAGGUUGAGGCAGGCGAUGAGAAAGGCUUCUUCCAACCCUCCCACGGCUCGGGCAUGGGCGACGGCAACGCGUGCGAGCUGUUCGUGCGGUCGUUCGUCAAGCCGCUGGAGGCGUGGAACCAGAUCCUCUUGCAGGGCACCCAGGCCACCUUAGAUACAGCGAACGGCGGCUCCGUGCCGAUGAUGGAGGCGGCGACGCUGAUUGACUCGCCCAUCCACUCUGAACAGAUCGACAUCUCAAUGCGCGACUACGCCGAUGACGUAUCGCAGACCCUGCCGCUGCCGAAUGGCAACCCCGUCCACGCAGCGGAGAGGGCAAAAUUGUCGUCUCGUAUCUUGUCAGAUCAGCUCGAGGAGAUAGGAGGGUUUACUCAGAAUGUGGACAUGGAGAUCAUCCUCCCAGUUUUGGUGGGCCCAGGAGGAUACACGGCCACGAGGGCCGUGCUCUCAGGACUCGUCCAGUUCCCAGGGCAAACUCGGGCUGAAACCGUCUACCUCGGAGGGCUUGAACACCUAACGGGCGGUUCGGGGGCUGAAAUUAAACUACGUGUCGACGCUGCGCGCUCUGCCUGGACCAAGCUCGGGAGGUUCUGGAACCAGCGCUCGUCUUUGAAGCUUAAGAGGAUGGCUUUCUUGGGAAUUAUCCACAGCGCGGCCUACUCGGGCCUCGAGGUCUAUAUCCUAGGCAAGAAGGACUAUGCCAAGCUCGACUCGGUGAUCUUGGGAUUCGCGAAGGUGGCGAUGAGAGGCGUUGCCAAGAGAGUAGGGCCAGAGGGAGAUAGGAUUCGGACACCUUCGGCGAGAGUCAUGCACAAGUGGUUGCGCAUCGCUGACUCGAGGACUGAGCUCUUGAUCAGACGCCUCGGCUACUGGCAGCGCCUUGCGGUGUACCCCGCCGAUUCGGUUCAGGUCGUUGCGGCGCUCUUCGGGCACUUUUCUUCGCUGGGCGAGUCUCCGACGUCCACCCCCGAUGGUUGGAUUCGGUCUGGCGCUAAUCCGUGGGCCCUCCAGCUCCAGCAGGAUAUCAAGCUCCUCUCGGUCAUCCCCCCUGGGCACCAGCUCCUGGCGAGAGGCUAUUCGAUUCGGGACAUCUUCACGAACUACCGUGUUGCGUGCCACUUCAGGAGCGUGAGUCGCAAGGGUUUUCGGAAGGCCUAUUGGGAACAGGAACAUGAAG
Messenger RNA from Prorocentrum cordatum, 3048 nucleotides. The record is from the annotation of a GenBank genome assembly. NCBI's taxonomy places the organism in Eukaryota, Dinophyceae, Prorocentrales, Prorocentraceae.